Parnassius apollo (apollo) is the source of this 1524-nucleotide messenger RNA. The record is from the annotation of a GenBank genome assembly. Lineage: Eukaryota; Metazoa; Arthropoda; Insecta; Lepidoptera; Papilionidae.
AUGUUUGUAGAGGACAUAAGAAAUGAUUUCUAUAAUACACUUCUAGGCAACAGAGUUCUGCUGCUGGUGCAUUACGACGUCGAUGCAAUUUGCGCUUGUAAAAUACUACAAGGUCUGUUUAAAUGUGAUAAUAUAUCAUAUACAUUGGUGCCAGUGGGGGGUAUAUCUGAGCUUAAAACUGCUUAUGAAGAAAACAAUGAAGAAAUCAAAUAUGUGGUGUUAAUAAACUGUGGUGGUACAAUUGAUCUAGUGGAUAUCUUGCAACCCGAUGAAGAAGUAGUGUUUUUUGUUCUAGACUCUCAUAAACCAACUGAUAUUUGCAAUGUCUACAGUGAUGGACAGGUCAGGUUAGUGUAUAAGGACGAGGAGGAAAACAUUCCAAACUUUGAUGAUAUAUUUAGAGAUGACGAUGAAGAUGAAGAGAAUGAAGAAGUAGAAAGUGCGCGGGAAGGUAUAGAAGCUGUGGUAGAACGUAGACGCGCUCGCAAAGCUUGGGAAGAGCGAAGACAUACCCUCAUGUUCAAUUACACACAGUUCUCUUACUAUGGAAAGCCGAGUGCGUGUGUGCUGUUAGAACUGGCGGCUCGUGCGUCGCGGCUGUCUCAGGCGGUUCUGUGGGCAAGUGCGGUGGCCACUGCAGCACAUUCAGCGCUUCACGCGCGAUCUCCUGCCCGUUGCCUGCUGGAUGCUGAAGCGCUGCAUCGCUACGUAGCCGCGGCGCAGCGCCACGAUGACUCCGCAGCAAACCGGACUGCUUGUGUGGUAAUGGAGAAAGAUGCUUGGUUGCCACUAUAUCGAGAGUGGACUUUAGAAGCUGCGUUGAGCCAUGCUGCUAUGCUGGCUCCGAAGCUAAAGCUGUACGCACGUUCCGGUUCCUCCAGGCUUCGUCAGUUGCUAGCUGAUAUGGGUUUCCCUCUGCAGCAAGCCCGGCAAGCGUAUCGCUCCAUGGACGUAGAGCUGCGUAGGUCUCUGCUAACGGCUCUAGAGACAGCGGCUCCAAAACACAAGCUGCCCGUGCCCACGAAGGCUACGUUCAUAUUGCAGAGGCCGCACUUGCCUCCGCUCGCUGCUUUAGACACUGUUUACGUUAUCAUGGCGCAUAUAGAACAUGAGACAAUGCCAAAAGCAGAAGGCUUCCAGCAAGCUCUGGCAGCACUGGAGGUGUCGGGAGACAACGAGGCGUGGCGCCGUGGCGCCGCUGCUGCUAGAAGAUGUCUGCAAGCCGUCGCCAGUCUCGUUCACACCACGCUGUCUUCUAGAAGAUUGAUGUUGGCCGGACCAUUCAGCUAUUUUAUAGUGCAAGAGGGUACUCCUGAAGCCAGUGUAGUGCGCGGGCCGCUGUGGCUGGGCGAGGCGGCGCGCUGGGCGGCCGGCGGCGCCGCGCGCCCGCUGCUGGCCAGCGCGCCCGCCCCCCCGCGCCCGCCGCCCCCCCGCGCCCGCCUGCCUGCUGCUGGGCCUGCCGCCGCGCUUCGACCACGAGCCCAGGAAGUACGCCCACUCUUGCAAAUAACCACACACUCUUGA